Melopsittacus undulatus (budgerigar) is the source of this 3382-nucleotide messenger RNA. It is a transcript of the gene NFE2L2, whose product is annotated as NFE2 like bZIP transcription factor 2. Gene Ontology annotation, biological process: regulation of transcription by RNA polymerase II; cellular response to oxidative stress. Gene Ontology annotation, molecular function: RNA polymerase II cis-regulatory region sequence-specific DNA binding; DNA-binding transcription factor activity, RNA polymerase II-specific. The record is from RefSeq and is a predicted model, not a curated record. Lineage: Eukaryota; Metazoa; Chordata; Aves; Psittaciformes; Psittaculidae. Gene Ontology annotation, cellular component: nucleus. The transcript is spliced from 5 exons. Bases 270 to 2018 code for a protein of 582 amino acids.
GGGGGGGCCGGGCCCGGCCGGGUUUGGGCACGGGCAGCUUCAGCCCUCGUCGGUCGCGCAGGGGUCAGUCAGGGCUGCUGGGAGCCGUCCGCUGCGGGCAGCCUCGGCUGGGGCAGGAGCCCGGAGGAAACGGGGAGGGCGAAAGGGCAGAGCCGACACCUGAGGGAGCGGCUGGGGAGGCACUCGCCGGCGGAGGGUCUGCCCGGCCAGGCGCAGCCCCGCGCCGCUGCCCUCGGCGUGCCCGGGCGCCUCCCGCUCCCCACUCGGACAUGAACUUGAUUGACAUCCUUUGGAGGCAAGAUAUAGACCUUGGGGCAGGGCGUGAAGUUUUUGACUUUAAUCAACGACAGAAGGAGUAUGAACUCGAGAAGCAGAAGAAACUUGAAAAGGAAAGACAGGAGCAGCUCCAAAAAGAGCAGGAGAAAGCCCUGCUGGCUCAGCUGGAGCUAGACGAGGAGACAGGUGAAUUUGUUCCUGCUCAGCCAGCUCAGCACAUUCAGCCAGAGAAUACUGAACCUCCAGUCAGUUUUUCACAGACCACACAGAGUUCAAAACCAGAAGCAGAGGCCUUCUCCUUUGAUGACUGCAUGCAGCUCUUGGCAGAAGCAUUCCCAUUUAUAGAUGACAAUGAGUCUUCUUCACCUGAAUUUCAGUCACUGGUUCCUGCUCAGAUCAAUCAAGACCAAAUCUUGAUCUCUUCUGAUGAAACUCAGCCACCUGAAUCGCCUGUUCUAGAUCCAGUAACUGAUGUGGAGAACAUGCAGAACAUAGAUCAAGUCUGGGAAGAAUUAUUGUCCCUUACAGAGUUACAGUGUCUUAACAUUGAAAAUGAUAACCUGGCUGAGGUAAGCACAAUCACAAGCCCUGAAACCAAGUCAACAGAGAUGCACAACUACAAUUACUACAGCUCAUUACCCACAAUGAGGAAGGACGUUAACUGUGGUCCAGAGUUCCUGGAUAGCAUUGAGGGGCCCUUUUCUGGCAUUUUACCAGCAGAAGACACCAGCCAGCUGAGCGUAAGCUCUUUAAAUGACAUGUCCCCCUCCAACUCUGAUUUCUGUGAGGAUUUCUACACCACCUUUAUCGACACAAAGGCAAACGGUGACACAGCAAUGACAAACACUGUCAGACAAUCACUUGCAGAGAUUCUAAGUGAACCUAUUGAUCUUUCUGAUUUCUCACUGUGUAAAGCUUUUAACAGCAAUCACUCAGGAACUGGACCAGAAUGCAAUGAUUCUGACUCAGGUAUUUCAUUGAAUGCAAGUUCUAGCAUAGCAUCGCCUGACCAGUCUGUGGAAUCAUCUGCCUACAGAGAUAAGAUUUUUGGCUAUAGUGACUCUGAAAUGGAAGACAUGGAUAGCGGUCCUGGAAGUGUGCCGCAGAGCAAUGCUAGCAUGUACUCGCUGCAGUUCAAGGAUCAAGUGUUCUCUUCCAUGGGGCCAAGCACUGAAACACCAAGUUUGCAGGGUACGAACACAAAAAAGAAGGAACCCCCUGCCAGCCCUGGCCACCCCAAAGCUCCCUUCACAAAGGAUAAAUCUUCAAGCCGCCUCGAAGCUCAUCUCACACGAGAUGAGCAAAGAGCAAAGGCUCUGCAGAUCCCUUUUCCUGUAGAAAAAAUCAUCAAUCUCCCUGUUGAUGACUUCAAUAAAAUGAUGUCUAAGGAGCAGUUCAGUGAAGCCCAACUUGCGCUCAUCCGAGAUAUACGCAGAAGAGGCAAGAACAAAGUGGCUGCUCAGAACUGCCGUAAAAGAAAACUGGAAAACAUAGUGGGACUGGAGCAAGACUUGAAUAACCUGAAGGAUGAGAAAGAGAAAUUGCUUAAGGAGAAAGGAGAGCACGACAAGAGCCUUCGUCAAAUGAAAAAGCAGCUGACCACCUUAUACCUUGAGGUCUUCAGCAUGCUCCGUGAUGAAGAUGGCAAGUCUUACUCUCCUAAUGAAUAUUCUCUGCAGCAAACCAGAGAUGGCAAUGUCUUCCUUAUUCCUAAGGGCAAGAAGUCAGAGACUAAGCUCUGAAGGGCAGCACAGCUGGCUACUGCUCUCAGAGCUCUUAUUUUUGUAUCAUCCUCCUGAUAGUUUUUACUGUGAGGUGGAAUGCAGAAUUAGGUAAUAUUUUUUCAAGUAAUUCUAUGCAAUGAUGAUUUAAAAGUUAAUGAUUAGUUCACGGAAGAUGCAGGUUUAAAACUAACAGUGUAACGCAGAUGGAGGUAUGCAAGAUUUGUAAUCUCACUUUUAUAACAGACAUUUCGUUCUUAUAGCACCACUUUGACUAGUUUCCAUAUAUAUGUAAAUAUUUAAAGAUACCAUAUUUAUAUACUGUUCCUAUCUCUUGUUACAUUCAUAGAUUGAUUUGAUUUAUAUAUAUAAAAGUUAUUUUAGCCUUCUAAAUAUAAUUUCUGGUAAGACAAGCAGCAUGGUUUCUGAUCCUUUUGUAUAAACAUGCAGUAGGGCUUGUUUCUCAUUUUUCUUGCACAUUUAUACUUGCUGAAUAUUUAAUAUGAUUUUAAUAUAGUAUAAAAGUUGAUACUCAAAGUUUGAUUUUGAUUUAUCAGCUCAUUAAACUUUUUUUUUUUAACUCUACUUCAUGCACAUUUAUUUCCCUAACAAAGGGAAUUCCCCCCUAGUUUUCCAAGGCUUAAGUCUUCAGGCAACAAAUGUACUUAAUAACCAGGGAGAUGUAUUGCACAGCACUGUUAGCAUUACUAAUGCCUUGUUCAGCUUAGUUCUAACUGCCCUUUGGAAGGAUUGUGUAGCAGAGUUUUGCGUUAUACUAGGUUUAUGUCAUGUGUUUUGCCCUUUGAACACUACCUAAAUUCGUGAUCUUUCCUCCAAAACCAUUUAAAACCUGUGAAUUCGGUCACUGGCAGCAUUAAGCGUUUUCCUGUCUUAAGAUUCCAUACACUCCUGGGAAACUGUUCUGAAUGUGCACUGUGCAGCUCUGAAGGGGGCUGCCUCGGGUCAGAGUUGGUGACUCCCAUUGCAUCAGAGCACAUAGAAGGUGGUGCAGCAGUGGCCAACCAAUGCUGCUGCCUGCAACCUGUGCUCCGGUAAUGGGAAGGUGAUGUGAGCUUAAAUUAUGAUCUCUAAGAGAGUAACAAGCUUGAGGAUCACUGGCAUUGUGUUGUUUGCUCCUCACAUAGACUCAUACUUGAUCACUGUGGAUUUUCUGAAUGCAGGAAAUGCAUCAUUUGUAAUUUGAAAUCCACAUGUAGAUCUGAACGUUAAAAACCUCAGCAUCUUCCCUCUGAAACUUACAGAAGGUGUAUUUCAUCUGAGCUUUUCCUCUGGCACUGAUGCUUUAUAUAACUUUCAGAAUCUUUUGUCUAUAACAAUAUUAUGCAUAACUUCAUUUAGUACAAUAAACACCAAAUUUUGCAACA